UGCGCCUCGCAACUACGUGUCAGCGGUCGUUAGUGACGUCUCCCCUGUGGGAAGCUGGAGGAAGAGACUCUAAGGAAGGAAGCUGACGCCAAAAGAUGGAGCCUCCUGAGAUAACCAUAAUUGAAGGUGUGGGAGAUGAAGUGACUGUGGUGGCUGGUAUAGUGGUCCUUAUUAUGGCCUUGGUCUUGGCCUGGCUCUCUACGUAUGUUGCAGAUGGUAGCAACCAUCUUCUAGGAACUGUUGUGGCCAAUGGAGAUUCAUCAGUGAUCCAUCUAAACCCCAUUGAAAAUUAUGUGGGAAAUUCUGUUUCUGAACAAUCUGAGCCACAGAAUGCUACAGAAAAUACUGAAGAAAAGGCAGAUGAAGGUUCAGCUUCUGGCACCAGUCCAACAGUAGAGCAAGUUGACAACAGCAGUGGCGCUGAUACUUUAGACUGUCUAUUGGACAUUCAGGGUCUGCCACAAAGGACCUUGUCAAUAGAUGGUGUUUCUCAGGAAAGUCAGGGAGUUCCACAAACAGUAGCCAAUAUGGAGGAAAGUGAGCCAAACACAGGAUUCAUCAAAGUGCGUCUCAAAUUCCUCAAUGAUACAGAAGAAGUGGCUAUUGUAAAGCCAGAAGACACCAUAGGCAUACUGAAGAGCAAAUAUUUCCCAGGCCAGGAAAGUCAGAUGAAAUUUAUCUACCAGGGUCAACUGCUACAAGAUCAGGCACGGUCUCUGCAGUCCCUCAAUAUACUGGACAAUUGUGUAAUCCACUGUCAUCUUUCCCAGACCGUUUCUGCCAUUCCUGACACUGUGGUAGCACCAUCAGAAGCUGGGGGGAUUACUUUGAGCAUGAGUGACUUGAUGAUUCCCAUUUUUAUGCUGAUGCUGGCAGUGAUCUGGUAUUUCCGCAUCAACUACCGCCAGUUAUUCACAGCACCUGCCACCAUUUCCUUGGUUGGAGUGACUGUAUUUUUUAGUUUUCUUGUUUUUGGGAUGUAUGGACGGUGAGCAGCUACGGAACAAGAAAAAAUUCAGCUACCUUUUCAAUCAAAAUCCUUUUUAUCUGAUAUAACCUACAGCACCAAGCAAUGUUCUUACCCAGAAUUCUACAAAUUGAAAAAAGGCUCUACAGUUGAAAAAGAAAACAAAAUCUUAACUUAAUUUCUACAAUUUCUGUGGAUAUGUCUGGAUAUUUUUGAAACCAUUAGUAAAAGAUGAAAAUAUGACACAUGAAGAAGAAUAAGGCAUCAUUCCUCUGCUUUCCAUUACUUGGUUUUCACUUAAAACAUCAUUCUCUUCCAUCAUCUAUGUCUCUAAGAACAAUUUGACUGAUCACACCAGAGUUUUCUUCAUACAUCUAAUUCUACAAUGAUUAGAAAGUUAUUCAUGAUUGGCCUGAAAUCCAAUUCCUGUCUUAUAUGCCCUUGGACAUCUUCCGAAUCCCCCAAUAGUGGAGGAUUUUUAGCUUAAAUGUUUGCCUAAUUAAUUUGUUGCUUCUUGGACAAGCAUGGAAGGAAUGAUCUUGAUGCACAUUUCUUUUAUUAAUUCCACUGUGUCCAAUUAUCUAGUGGUAAAGCAAUGACCCAGUGCACUCUAUGAAUGCCAGUGAGUAGAACAAACGGAUUAUAUACUGCAGUUCACAUAGAUUAAUAUCUCAAAAUCAGGUAUUUUUGAACUGUGUUCUGAAGAGAGGCUGAGGCUGUACAUUUGCUGGGGGCUACACAUUUAGUCAGUCUCUGGCAGAAAUAUGCAUGCAUGUUGAUGGGUAAAGCAGUGAGUUGAGAUUGCAAGCUGUAUGCCAAUUUGGUGCACCUUGCGCUUGCUUGGGAAAAGAUAACAGCUGCAUUUAGAGCUUCCUAUCAACUGUUUAGGCAGUUUACCUUUUGUAGGUAAGAUAUAUGUUGACAUGUGCCUGCCCAGUCACACAGAAGAAAAGUCUGUCUGCUGUCAUCAAUAUUUUUGAAUGCUAUUCAUAUGUAGGUUAAUCUAGUUAUAGUUUUAAACUCCAUUGAUUCUAUUCUUUGAAGCAUGAUUACUUCAAAUAAAUUUUCUUGUAGAUAGGAAUUAAUCAAAGUGUUAAAGUUAGGUUACUGCCAUGGAAUUCACUGCUACAAUUCCCAGUAUCUGAGCUAGAACAGAUAAUUAUUACUGAGAGCUGGGUUUUUCAUUGCAAAGAAAUGUUAAAGAUAGGAUUAGAUAUUAAAUUAGACCCAAAGUUGUAAGCAAUUGUAUUGGCCAAGAGGAAUAUUAUGUUUUUAGACAUCAUGGUUACAGAGAAGCUCAAAUUAAAUUGCAGACUUAAACAUCCAAUUUAAUUACCGGUGCCAAGCAAAAAUGUUUUAACUGCUCCUCAAAGCUACCCUGUAAUGCUUUCAGCUGCUGUAGUUUCUAAAAUCAAGGCAUUAAGAAUAGAUUAACAGAAAAUGGUUUUUGACCUGAGGCUUGUUAGAUGCUUUGGAAUGUAUAAGAGUGUACUAAGUUCUUGUUAAGAAAUCUUUUUUUAACCUUUCUGACUACUUCAAAACUGUAUUUGUGGGCCUGCAUACAGAAUAGCAGUGAUUAUGCAUGUACAUGAAUAGGGACACAACUGGCUGCCUCCAAAGAAGUUGUCUAAAUCAAGAAAAAUGGCAUUGCUGUUGGAAAAAAAGUGCUCCAUAUGUAUUUCGGUACACUAAAAAGCACUCUUGAGGAAUUUGUACAGCUCUAAUUUUAAGUACAUCUUUGCUUGAUAUGUUGUCUGAAAUGUAUAACUUGUAAAAAAAGAAAAAUGUAUAAAUAUUGCUGGAAAUUGU
This is a messenger RNA of Thamnophis sirtalis, 2776 nucleotides long. It is a transcript of the gene TMUB2, whose product is annotated as transmembrane and ubiquitin like domain containing 2. Gene Ontology annotation, biological process: ERAD pathway. The record is from RefSeq and is a predicted model, not a curated record. Gene Ontology annotation, molecular function: protein binding. Lineage: Eukaryota; Metazoa; Chordata; Lepidosauria; Squamata; Natricidae.